AUGAGUUUCUUCAAAUCCGUUUUCUCCGACGACCCUAACCCUUCCGGUUCCGAAGAAUCCAACAAUGCUCCCCACCGUGAGUCGCCAGACGCGCCGGUCAGUCCUUCCGGCGCGUGGAAUUUGGGUAACAUAAUCAAAACCCUCAGCGAAAAAUCGGAAACCGUCAUCGAAGUUUACCGUCGCGAUCUUCAGGAAUUCGGCACAGGUUUGAAGAAAGAGAUAGAGGUCGCUCACGGCUCCCUCGAAACGGUGGGACACGUCAUCGACCGAUUCGGAAACACCGUUAUUAAAGGAACGGCUCAGAUUAUAUCUCAAGGGAAAGACGCGAUCCUCGAUUCCGAUUCUGAUUCGGACAAUAGCAACAACAAUAAAGAUAAGAGACAUAGUAGUUUCAAUUCGAAGCUGUAUAAUAGAUUUGAUUCUCGGGUUCGUGCGAUUCAGGGUGAUGCUAAGACUUUCACGGAAGAACCGUUGGAUUUGGAGCGUUAUAAUAAGUGGAAAUUGGAUUUUUCGUUGGAAGGGAAAAUUGAAGAAAUGGUAGGGCUUCUGAAAGAGAAUGAGGCUAUGGAGAGUGUUCAUAAAAGAGUGGUUCCUAAUGUUGUUGAUAGUGAAACUUUUUGGUUAAGGUAUUAUUAUAAGCUUUAUAAGGUUAAGAAAGCUGAGGAUGUUAGGGCUAGGCUUGUGAGACGAAUGUCGAGGGAAGACGACGAAGAGUUGAGUUGGGACGUUGAAGAUGAUAAGUAUGAUGAUGAUGAUGAUGAUGAUGAUGAUGAUGAUGAUGAAGAUGAUAAUGAUGAGAAGAAUGGAAGAGAGGGUGGCUUUGAUGGUAAUGGUGUUGUGGGAGUUAAGAGAUUGGAUGAUUCUGAUGAGGAAGAGACUAAGGUUGAAAAGAGAAAUAGUAUAUCAGAAAACAAGAUGAAGGAGGAAUCAAAAGUUAAUGAGAAUUUGGAGCUUGUUCAAGAGAAGGGUGAUGGAAGACAAGUGGAUGAUGUUAAGGAUUCUGUAGUUGAUUCAGAUAAGAGAAUGACAGUAGAGAGUAAUGUUGGCCAUGGAAAGUCAUUACCGGUUGUUAGUCGGGACAAGGAGCAUGAGGAAGUGGAGGAGAAAGAUCUUGAGUGGGAUGAGAUUGAGGAACUUGGUAGAUUUGACGAAAAGAAGGGAAUGGGGAGUGGUAGUCCAAGCAAAAUUGAUAUUCGGAAGCGCCUGAGUUCGGCCGCGGAAGAAGAAGACUUGAGUUGGGAUAUUGAAGAUGAUGAUGAAGAUGAGCUUACCAAGGCUUGA
Messenger RNA from Lathyrus sativus (Indian pea), 1281 nucleotides. The record is from the annotation of a GenBank genome assembly. NCBI's taxonomy places the organism in Eukaryota, Viridiplantae, Streptophyta, Magnoliopsida, Fabales, Fabaceae.